AGGACUGAAGUCGCAACAUAUUUUAUGACCCUUUUCUUCUUCUUACCACACAACGCACAUAAAUUCAAAUCAGAGUAGAGAAAAGAAGCCCUUUUUAAGGUGAAAAGAAUGGAGAGUAAGGAGGAAAUUAUUUCUGUUGAGCUUCCUGCACCUGCUUCUUGGAAGAAAAUGUUUUUCCCCAAGAAAGUUGGCUCGCCAAGGAAGACAGAGAUCGUGUUCAUUGCACCGACUGGGGAGGAGAUUAGUAACAGGAGACAGUUGGAGCAGUACCUAAAAUCACACCCCGGUAAUCCACCAAUAAAGGAGUUUGAUUGGAGUACCGGUGAGACCCCUAGAAGAUCAGCAAGGAUCAGUGAAAAGGUCAAAGCUACUCCAACACCGGAAAAGGAAACCCCAAAGAAGCGAGUCCGAAAAUCAUUGAGUGCUAAGAAGGAAGAAAAGGAAACAGAGGUCAAUCCUGAAAAAGCUGAAGGUGAGAAAGAAAGUGAAAAGGAAGAUGCACAAGCCGCUGAAAAGGAUACUUCCAUCGAAACUCGGGCUAACGAUGGAGGUAAAACAGAAGUAGUGGACCAGACUGAGCACACUGAUGCCAAGAUGGAGGAAGCUGGGCAGGAAGAUGCUGGUAAUGAUGUCAAGGGUCCAGAAACUGCAGAGGCUGACAAAAAAGAAGAUGCUGCUGGGAAUGAAGAAACCCUGACUCCAAUGCAGGUUUUAGAGAAACCAACAGAAGAUGGGAUUCAAACUGAAAAGGCAAAGGAUGAAGCCCCUACAGAAAAGGUGCCGCAAACUGAGGCAGAGAAAGAGAAUGGUACAUGUGAGAAACAACCAGAAAACAUGGGAGCUAACGGGGGAAUAAGAUAG
Messenger RNA from Hibiscus syriacus, 861 nucleotides. Its product is annotated as methyl-CpG-binding domain-containing protein 11-like. The record is from RefSeq and is a predicted model, not a curated record. The coding region runs from base 109 to 861 and encodes 250 amino acids. Gene Ontology annotation, molecular function: DNA binding. Lineage: Eukaryota; Viridiplantae; Streptophyta; Magnoliopsida; Malvales; Malvaceae. The transcript is spliced from 4 exons.